Messenger RNA from Synchiropus splendidus (mandarinfish), 1233 nucleotides. RefSeq names its product FKBP prolyl isomerase 1B (gene fkbp1b). Gene Ontology annotation, molecular function: peptidyl-prolyl cis-trans isomerase activity. The coding region runs from base 296 to 622 and encodes 108 amino acids. Lineage: Eukaryota; Metazoa; Chordata; Actinopteri; Syngnathiformes; Callionymidae. The transcript has 4 exons. The record is from RefSeq and is a predicted model, not a curated record.
UGCCUUCACUCGCCUGACUCGAACAGCCACCAAGCGGCGCUGCUGGACUCGGAACAGGGGGCUGUGUGUAUGUAUGGAGGGGGGGAUGUAGCGGUCGGUGUCGAGGCUGCAGCGGCGCUACAAAACAGAAUCCCCCCGCUGUCAGGUGAUUGGAUGUAGUUUCAGCUCGGUGGUGGUCCGCGAAUGCACCGUGUCCAUCCAAAUAUACACCCGGACUCGGCGCUGCUUAACGGGUGCCAGUGACGGUCUUUUAAGGGCCUUAGGUUCCAGGGCUGAGCUCAGAAGUAGCACCACCAUGGGCGUGGAAGUCGAGACGAUAUCCCCCGGUGAUGGAAGAACAUUUCCUAAGAAGGGCCAGACAUGUGUCGUUCAUUACAUAGGUAUGCUCCAGAAUGGAAAAAAGUUUGACUCUUCUCGAGACAGAAACAAGCCCUUCAAGUUCAAGAUCGGUCGGAUGGAAGUCAUAAAAGGCUGGGAGGAGGGAGUAGCACAGAUGAGCCUUGGCCAGAGGGCUAAAAUCACCUGCACACCAGACAUGGCAUAUGGAGCAACAGGCCACCCUGGGGUCAUUCCCCCGAACGCCACGCUGAUAUUUGAUGUGGAACUGCUGAAGCUGGAGUGAUGCCUGAGGUCAACAUACCAAGGUUUAAGCCUCAUUCGGCAGCAAUUGCCCUGACCUGUUUCCUCUGAAAGACCGUACCUGGCUGCUGCCACCCAAUCUCCUGCCUGCCUGCUUUUCCUACUUCCCCAAGUUAAAUAUUUAAGUCUGCCAUCGUAUGAAAGAUUACUUUUAUUCAGACAACAUUCUGAUCCGUAUGCACAACAUUUUAGUGUUUCUCUUAAUCGCUAAUUUUAUUUUUUAAAUCUAAUUUACAGUUGUAAAUUUUGUUGAAUGAAAUAAAAGAAAGCAUCCGUUGAAACCUCCAUUGCGUCGCAAUCCUAAUGAACACUAUACUGCCUUACAGUUUCAGCAACAACAAAAGGGGAAGUGUUUCGCACACUUCUUAGCUCUGCGUAAUGACUGGGCAUUAAACUGUAUACCACUGUCUGCAUUGCCACUUUGACACAGGCCUGUCCUGUGGAAUGCUCUGAUAGAUGUUGCUGUCUUUAGUAUAUUUUAUAUCGUAUUAACAUAUGAUGCAAAUAAAGCCCUUCUGUCAACCCAGUCCAAUACUGUACAUAACUCUGCUGGAGCCGUUGCUAGACCAACUGUUGAAUAAAAUGGCAUGUACU